Arvicola amphibius (Eurasian water vole) is the source of this 864-nucleotide messenger RNA. Its product is annotated as proline-rich protein 36-like. The record is from RefSeq and is a predicted model, not a curated record. Lineage: Eukaryota; Metazoa; Chordata; Mammalia; Rodentia; Cricetidae. The coding region runs from base 1 to 864 and encodes 287 amino acids. The transcript has 3 exons.
AUGGUGGAUGCUGUAGUGGGGCCGGUUUCUGGCAUGUUAGUCCUGAUUCUGCUACUGUGUGUCAGCCAAUGUCUCAGGGUCUCAGUUGUCUGGGGCAUAGGACUAAUCCUGCUUCUGAGCCUCAGGGCAGUCAGUUCUCAAGGAGACCUCACAGGGUUUCAAAAACACUUAAGAGGUGCUCCCACCCUCAAACUCCAGGUGCUCCCACCCUCAAACUCCAGAUGCUCCCACCCUCAAACUCCAGGUGCUCCCACCCCUCAAGCUCCAGGUGCUCCCACCCUCAAACUCCAGGGUGCUCCCACCCCUCAAGCUCCAGGUGCUCCUACCCUCAAACUCCAGAUGCUCCCACCUCUCAAGCUUCAGAUGCUCCCACCCUCAAGCUUCAGAUGCUCCCACCCUCAAACUCCAGGUGCUCCCACCCCUCAAGCUCCAGAUGCUCCCACCCUCAAACUCCAGAUGCUCCCACCCCUCAAGCUCCAGAUGCUCCCACCCUCAAACUCCAGAUGUUCCCACCCUCAAGCUCCAGGUGCUCCCACCCCUCAAACUCCAGGUGCUCCCACCUCUCAAGCUUCAGGUGCUCCCACCCUCAAACUCCAGGUGCUCCCACCCCUCAAGCUCCAGAUGCUCCCACCCUCAAGCUCCAAGUGCUCCCACCCUCAAACUCCAGAUGCUCCCACCCCUCAAGCUCCAGACAGAGUUCCGGGUCAAGGAGGUCUAGCACAGCCGAACGGCUAUGAAGGACAGUCUGAGGUUUGGGCUUCUAGAGGCAUCCAGGGUGGGACAUGCUUCAAGAAGAGCAGCUGGGACCAGGCUGUAGGUGCUGACAGAGCAGAGGGUCUGCCCUCCCCCUUCCUGAGUGAAUGA